This is a messenger RNA of Seriola dumerili (greater amberjack), 1064 nucleotides long. It is a transcript of the gene ppp1r35, whose product is annotated as protein phosphatase 1 regulatory subunit 35-like. Gene Ontology annotation, molecular function: phosphatase binding. Lineage: Eukaryota; Metazoa; Chordata; Actinopteri; Carangiformes; Carangidae. The coding region runs from base 120 to 959 and encodes 279 amino acids. The transcript is spliced from 6 exons. The record is from RefSeq and is a predicted model, not a curated record. Gene Ontology annotation, biological process: negative regulation of phosphatase activity.
UUAAAAGAGAAACGGAUGAUUUCCAUUAAACGCUGUGAUAAUAAAAACGUCUCCAUUAUCCGCAGAGAGAGAGCGAGAGAGAGGGUGGUCUCUGACCGGACAGGUGACACACAGUCAGGAUGAGUUCCUCCUCCUUCCCCUCUCCUCCCCCCUCUCCUCACCCUGCACCCCUCCCUUUCGCAUCCUCCUCCUCUUCUCUGACUGGCUGUCCUGAACUCGACCUGUCUGUCACACUCAGCUUCACCCCCAAGACCAGCCAAACACAGCUGAAGCCCUGCCUCCAAGGACAGACAAGAAGAAAGAGGGACACACAGUUGUGUUUUGAAGAACCUGUGGUCGUCAAGGUAACACCGGAGCCUGAUGUCCCAAUGAGCAGAGAUGCCCCACCUCAGCAGCCAAUCAGAGGUCAGAGGAGAAGCAGAGGAUGUCACCAUGUUGGUGGAGCCCCCAGACAGUCAGUGGAGCCCACUGCUGCAGCAGCAUCCAAUCAAGAUGUGGGCUGUCUAGGCAGGGCGGAGCUAAACACUACUCUCGCUCUGAAGGCAGAGCUUCAGUCGCUGCAGGGUGUGGAGUUUAACUCCGACAGGGCUGUUCAGGAGACUCUGCAGAGGUCAGAGAGGACCAAGAACCUUAUCAACAGCAGAGCUACUGAAGUAGUGAAUGUCUCUCGCUCUCAGCUUCUCUUCACCUCACUGGUCAGUGUUGAAGUGCAGAAGGAUCAGCUGAUCAACCAAAUAUUACAGGACAGGCGGCCCCUGGCCAUGCGACCCCGCUGCCACGACAGCAAGGCAGCAGAUGGCCCCUCCCCCUUCCUCUUCAUGUCCUCUGACCUGCUGAGACACAAGCCCCUCCCACCUGAGGAGGUGCUUGUCAACUAUAAGCCCCACCCAUUACCACGGCCCACCCUCUCGUCCUUUGACCUCUACAAACGACAGAUAAGGUGGGAGGCCACGCCCUAACCCACCCUAAGGAGAGCUGUGAUCGGCUGGAGAUACUGAGUUCUUAUUGGAAAGACUGUGUGAUGACAUUAAUAAUAAUUAUCUAAUCAGUUUUUUAAUUAUUGA